Messenger RNA from Daphnia carinata, 6232 nucleotides. RefSeq names its product cadherin-23-like (gene Cad74A). Gene Ontology annotation, biological process: homophilic cell-cell adhesion. Gene Ontology annotation, cellular component: plasma membrane. Gene Ontology annotation, molecular function: calcium ion binding. The record is from RefSeq and is a predicted model, not a curated record. NCBI's taxonomy places the organism in Eukaryota, Metazoa, Arthropoda, Branchiopoda, Diplostraca, Daphniidae. The transcript is spliced from 30 exons. The coding region runs from base 433 to 6093 and encodes 1886 amino acids.
GAGCUGAAAAGAGCGUUGACUACUACCUGGUGUAACAACCUACCUGCUCUAUCGGCCAUUUGGGAAAAAACAGUCUGAAACUAUUGACGUUCAAGAGCAGUGUUCCACGAAAUUUAACGUCAAAACUGUUCGCCUUCAAACGCCCCGUAAUAUAAACAAAACUUUUCAUUCGUUUCUUGUUGGUAGAGAAAAGUGGCCGUGAUAUUUUGAGAAAAUGCAACAUGAUUUCUGCGAGUGACUUCAACGAUAGAGGCUAACGCUAUCUCCUGUUGUUUUAACUACUUAUGGUUACCUGACCAAUCAUUCCUUAAAAUGUGAUGAAAGUUUUCUGCAACUAAAGUGAGAGUUUAAAAAAGUUUUGGACUUCGUGCUUUGUGAACAAUAGUUUCUUAAAUUUUACAUUAAGUUUGACAAAAUUGGGGUUUUUUGAAAAUGUUGAACUGCUUCGUCAUAUUCUUGCUGUGUCUAGUGGCAAACCCCUCGUCUGGUCAAAAAAGUUUGUUUGAAUCUGAAAUUGGUGGUGAUGAAAAUCGAAGGCUUAAUAUUGGAGUUAACCUGCCCCCAAAGUUUCUCCCUGGUGGAGACAUGGAAGGCUUUUCACUUCCAGAAGACACAGCUGUUGGAACCAUUGUUUACCGAUUGAGAGGAGAAGACCCUGAAGGGUCAAGAGUUGCAUACAGCAUUAGUGGAGACCACUUGAGUGUUGUUAGAAAUACUGGAGCUGUAACUUUAGUAAAAGCAUUAGAUCAUGAAGCUGCUGCAAUAAUAGAAGUAAUCAUUACUCUGACUGAUGAGAAGGGUCCAACAGCUGAACCUAACAUUGUCAGUAUUCGACGAGAGAUCACCAUCGAAGAUCGCAACGAUAACCCCCCAAAAUUUUCAGAGCCGUCCUAUUCAUUUUCCGUUAACGAAACUGUUGGAGUUAACACCCAAGUUUUUAAUAAAAUCCUCAUUUCAGAUGCAGACUCUGGCAGUAAUGGAGAGAUUAAAUUGACCUGCUUGAAACAGAAAUCACCUGAAGGAUGCGAAAAAUUUACCGUCCGAAGCCAGCGUAUUGCACCAGGCAAAUUUGCUGGCAUUGUGUCGGCAAGAAGUGGUCUAAACUACGAGGAAAGUAGCCGUUUCACGUUAGUUCUCCAAGCUGAGGAUUUAGCCAAAGAGCCUGGCUCUGCCUUAACCAGCACGGCUACGAUAACGGUUGAAGUCCUCGAUGUCCAAGACCAGCCACCGGUCUUUCUAAACGCACCAUAUCGUCCCGUAAUACAAGAAAACAGCCCUGUUGGUCAUCCGCUAAUGAAAGUACUUGUGCGAGAUGGAGACACGGGUCAGCCUCGUGAUUUACAGCUUGACAUCAUCGAUGAUCCCUUAGGAUAUUUCCGUGUUAGCUCAUUCAAAAUGAAUGAUAACAUUGGCUCUGCGACGAUCGUGGCAUCUGACAACCCAGUUGAUCGCGAAGACCAAGUUAUUCUGCGAAGCGGAGGCACAUAUUCAUUUGGAUUAAAGGCAACAGAGUUGGUUGGGAAUAAACCAGUGAACGAUUUCACUGUAGAAAAUGUCACUGUGAUGAUCAUCGAUGUCAACGAUCAACCUCCAGUGUUCAAUCAGGCACAAUAUUCAAUUGGCAUCCCGGAAAAUCUCGAUAUUGGAGAGGCGCUGCCUGGUCUCGAUAUGACCGUAUCGGAUAGCGAUACUGGAGUUCAUAGUCAGUUCGGAUUGGAACUGAUCCCCUUACGGAACGCCGAUAACAUCUUUGAGGUCCAUCCGAUGUCAGCCACAGGCCGUACACCUGUACUCAUUAAAGUUACUGGAGCUGACAAACUCGAUUACGAGAAUCCUGAUCGGCGGGAAAUGGUCGUCCAAGUUAUUGCUCGAGGAGGAGGCCGUCGUCUCUCGUCUACAGCUACACUCACUAUUCUUCUAGUUGACGUCAAUGAUAAUAAUCCAAUAUUUGAAGAACCCUCAUAUAGUUUUAAUGUGGUUGAGAAUUCAGCACCAGGUUCAUUAAUCUCAAGGUUAAGUGCCACAGAUGCUGACAGUGGUGUUUACGGACAACUGCGUUACGAGUUGAGGGGGUUUGGAUCUGAACACUUUUCAGUUAACGCAUCUACAGGUGACCUGACAGUGGGGAUAUGCGGACUUUCAACUUGUUUAGAUUAUGAGGAUCAAGAUAUCUUCACGUUAACCUAUACGGCCAUUGAUGGAGGAGGAAAAUCAACAUCCGUGCCGCUUACCAUUAAAAUUGAUGAUGUUAACGACAAUCCGCCCGUUUUUGAGCAGAAUCAGUACAGGCGACUUAUUCAAAAUCGAGCCAUUGACUUUGACCCACAGCUAGUCCUAAAGGCUACCGACAAAGAUGGGAUGCGGAAAGGCCAUUCUCAGCCGACACAAGAUGGCAGAAUUUCUUAUUCCAUUAUAGCAGGCAAUACCGCAGACAAUCUGUUUCACAUAGGUCGCGAUAGUGGCAUUCUAGAUGUUACUCGACCUAUCAAUGCGACCGAAUUGGGUGAGGUUAGGUUCGUGCUUACAGUACGGGCAACUGAUUCAGGGACGCCACCCCAGCACGCUGAUACAGUGGUGACGAUCACUGUGGGGGCUGUCGAUGGAAAUGAUCCACCCAUCUUCCAGCAGAGCCAUUACCACAUCAACGUAGUCGAGCGAGCUACACCAGAUUCGUUUGUCAUUCAGUUAAAUGCCACGGAUCCAGAUGGGCCAACUGAAAACCUUCGCUAUCGCGUUGUUGGAGGAUCAGCUGUUGAUUGGUUCACUGUUGAUGAAGUGUCUGGAAUUGUUAGGGUCGCCCGCGGUGGCGCGCUCCAAUGGGAUCAAGAAUCUCCGCUUCUAACGUUAGCAAUAGCUGCAGUUGACCAAGGCCAGCCUCUUGCCCAAACGGCCACUGCCACAAUCACCAUACAGGUUGAAGAUAUCAAUGAUAAACCACCCAAUUUUGAUAAGCAACUGUUUAUUCAUCACGUUGCCGAGGUUACGGCUGUUGGAACUCGGGUUUUGGCUCUAGGGGCCAGUGAUCCUGACACAAGCUCACAGUUAAGAUUUCGUUUGACGGAACCAUUCCAGAUAAGGAACAAAGGGGGUUAUUUACGCAACGAAAUCCAAAGCGAAUAUUUCUCAAUUUCGGAAACUACCGGCAUCUUGACUCUUACCAAGCCGCUUGACCACGAAAAUGCUGCUGUCGUAAUGUUUCGGGCUGAAGUCGAGGAUAUGAAUGCCAGUCAAGAAUUUCCGAACCAAACAGACGUUGCUGAGGUUGCAAUUUAUGUACAAGCGCACACUGAUAAUGGUCCCAUUUUCUCACCACCGUGGUCGCCAGCACAUCCUAUCAUCAGGGCGGAAGUGGUUGAAGAGCAAGACCCGGGCAUUAUAUUCCUCACUCUUCAAGCACAUGAUCCUGUCACAGGUCUGCUAAUUUCUCACUUCGAGCUUGUGGAUGAACAAAAGCCGAUGAGUGAAGCCUUAACAAGCACACAGCCCGAUUCCGGGACUUCGCUGGAAUCUCUGUUCGAUCAAAUUCGUUUCACGAACGAUACGGAAUCCAUAAAUAACACAGCCAAGUCAAUACUGGAUCCUGAUAUUUCCACGCUGAUUGAGCUGAACAAGUUGACGGGAGAGUUGACAUUUAAAAGGCGUAUCGAUUAUGAAGAACUGGUUAACAAGAGCUUACAAUUCCAAGUACAAGCAAUAGCUGGUGAAGCAGAGAAUAGGAGAAUGAGUUUAGCCACAGUCAAACUCGAUAUAUUGGAUGCCAACGACAAUAGUCCACAAUUUGCCGAAGAGGAAUAUAAAGUGAAAAUUUCGGAAUCUAUUCAUCAUCCAGAUGUGUUAGUAACAGUGUCAGCUACAGAUAAAGAUUCCGGAAAGUUUGGCCAAAUUCUUUACUUUGUCUCGGGUGACGGGGCCGAUCUUUUUGUUAUUGAUGAUCCCACAACUGGGGUUGUAAGGGUGGCCCCAAACGUGUCGCUGGAUCGAGAGAAGCAACCUAGCUACACUUUUACCAUCAUUGCUGCAGAUCAACCACAAGGCAGUGAAGAGCAGCAACGUUCCUCUGUUUUAGUAAUGGUAGAGCUUAUAGACGUGAACGACAACGCUCCUGCAUUUACUCAGUCUUCAUAUACUGCCGUUGUUCCGGAGAAUGCUCCUCUAGACUGGAGUGUAUCGCAAGUUGAAGCCGUGGAUCCUGAUGAGCAAGAAGGUGGUAUAGUCGAGUAUAGUUUGGUGAACGGUGGCAGACUAGAAGGGUUGUUGACGGUUAUGCCGAAUACGGGCAGUAUCAUUGUCAAGGGCCCCUUGACAGGAAAAGGGCGAUCGGAACCUUACGUAUUAACCCUUAGAGCUCAAGACAAGGGCGAAUCCCCGCUUUUUUCUGAUAUAGACAUAAACGUUUAUGUAGGCGACAUCACGCCAAACGACGGUGUACCAUCAUUUGUAAAGCCUUCCUUUGAUGAGAAAGCAUAUAUUGUUGAGGAAGCACCUAUUGGAAGCAUUGUAUUUCAAGCAUUGGCCAUUGAUCCGGACGAUCCAGCUACGCCCAAUGGACGCCUUACUUAUAAGUUUCUUGAUGAUGGAACACUUGGUAGUGAUCAUGCUUUCUUCGAAAUCCAUCCAGCUACGGGAGUUGUAACUACAAAAGCUCGCCUCGAUCGUGAAAGCAAAGCAAGUUACACGCUGAUUCUUGUGGCACGAGAUCAGGGAACACCGUCACAACAAGCAACUAGACGGUUAAAUAUUAUCGUGCGGGAUAUUGACGAUCAUCCGCCACAGUUUAUACGCACACCGUACGAUGGGCCGCUGCAAUUCAGUGUCCUAGAGCAGGUUGAGCCUGGUUGGUGUGUUGAUCAAUUAAGGGCCUCUGAUCCUGAUCAAGGAGAAAACGCUGCCAUCGAAUAUCUUAUUAUCUUUGGAGAUGACGCUGGAGUAUUCACCCUGGAACGAAAUCCAGACAACUUGGUUCGAUUAUUGGUGAAAGGCACUAUCGACCGUGAGAUGGUAGAUAGCUACUUGUUAACCAUCAAGUGCUUUAAACCAGCAGAAAAGCCUUCUGAAUUGCGAAAGAUGUACAAUCCCCAGGACACGAGUGAAAUUCAAGUAAAAAUCACUGUCAAAGACAUCGACGACAAUGAUCCGGUAUUUGUCCAAACGAAUAUUACUACCGGUGUACGUUUAAAUGCACCCCUGCAUACGGAGGUGGUGAGGCUAGAAGCCAUUGAUCCAGAUGCUGAAUCCGGCCCCGUGUUCUACAAGCUACUUAAUGUUAGUUUUAUACGUGCUCACCAUUAUGCUUCAAGCGGAGGAGAUACACAGAUAGACUCGUCGCCAGCUGUGGCUAAAACAUUCGACUUGGAUACCAUUUCUGGUUUGCUUACUACUAGCCAAACCUACGGCCUCUUCGUUGACGGCUAUUUCUUACUUCAUGUCUGCGCAUGGACCGGUGAAGAAAGCCGUUCCCGCAAAGCUUUUAAUACGCUGAAGAUUUACAUUUUACGAGAUUCGGAGUUGAUGAAAUUCGUGUUUACUAAACCCCCUCCCGAUGUAAAACCUAUGCUAGCCGACUUUCGGUUGUCAGUUGAACAAAGCCUUGAGUUGCCGCUGACUUUAAAUCUGUACGAGUCUCAGUUCUACUCGCGUGAUGGAGCUCUAGACUUUUCCAGUACUAGUUCCUGCUUCCAGUUGGUCGGCAAAGAUCACGUUUUUGAUCUAAAAGACACGGAAUUGCUUCUGAAUGCAGAGCGAAACCAGCGUCUACGAAGCGUUUACGAUAAAUUCUCUGUUGCCAACUUAGAGCGCUGCGUACCUCGUGGAACUCUAUACGAGAUCAACAACCUUGAAAUUUGGUUACUGGUUAUUGGUUGUCUGAUUGGUGCAAUGGCACUUAUUGCAGCCUUAACAACAUGUUGCCUAUUUACAAGAUACGAAUCGAGAAUGAAAAAACUAAAUCCUGGUAUACAGGUAGCCGAACGAUCUGGAACGGGAACGAGGAGGUCGUCGUCGAUUGUUCAACCUCACGCUUCGUUGUUGAAUCUGAGCCCCGAUAGCCAGAUAUAUUAUGAUGGCCACUCAUCCCUUGCCAGAUCGGUUCUGUAAUGUGAGCUGAAUGCCAAAGGACGGCAUUACCAAGUGCAAUCGCGCGUGUCGUUAUUUACUAAAGCAAAAAGACACGACCUGUGUUUGUGAUUACUUUUAUAAUUUUAGACUUUUGACUUCAUAAACGAUAUUUAGGGUC